Molecule: messenger RNA, 1560 nt
Organism: Zea mays
Lineage: Eukaryota; Viridiplantae; Streptophyta; Magnoliopsida; Poales; Poaceae
Product: peptidoglycan binding domain containing protein
Exons: 6
Coding region: 63-1208 (381 amino acids)
Biological process (GO): chloroplast organization
Cellular component (GO): chloroplast
Molecular function (GO): protein disulfide isomerase activity
Source: RefSeq, marked validated
GUCCUCGCAGCUGCAGUUCACUCCCGGUCCUGGUGACCCACGCCCGAUCCUGCUCCCGGACAAUGAUCGCCGCCGCCGUCGCGGCAGGCGCGGCCACCGCCUUCCCGUUCGUCUCCACCGCCUACCGCCGCCCGCGCCUCCAGCAGCCCUGUCCGCGCCGCGCCGCGGCCGUCCUCCCGGCCCGCGCCACCGGCGGUGCCUCGUCCUGGGAGGAGCGCGAGGAGGCGCGGUGGCUCCGCGAGGAGCAGCGCUGGCUGCGGGAGGAGCAGCGGUGGCUCCGCGAGGAGUCGCGCUGGCGCGCCGAGCGCGAGGCCCUCCUCGCCGAGGUGGCCGCGCUGCGGCUCCGCCUCCGCGCGCUCGAGGGCGCUCGCCCUGACCACCUCGCGGUCGCCGUCGACGCCGUGGCCUCGCCUGCGCCCCCGCCCGCGGUGCCCGCGCCGCAGCCCAGGCCGGCGCUCAUCCAGGAGGCAGCCGCGGUGGAGGUCGAGGUCGAGGUGAGGAAGGAGGUGGUGGUGGUCCAAGAGAAGAAGGUGGCGCCCAAGGCCGAGGCGGCGGUGAGCGGCGCAGCUGGUGCCAGCGAGAGCAGGAGGACGCUGAGGACGGGGGCCGAGGGCGAGGACGUGCGCGCGAUGCAGGAAGCUUUGCAGAAGCUCGGUUUUUACUCAGGCGAGGAAGACAUGGAGUACUCCAGUUUCUCGUCUGGCACCGAGCGAGCUGUCAAGACAUGGCAGGCAACGGUAGGAGCUUCAGAGAACGGGGUGAUGACAUCGGAGCUGCUUGAGUGGCUAUUCUCGGGGAAGACCGGGGAAGACGUGAAAACCAAAGAUGGCACAAACGGAGCAGCGGUUCCUGCUGUAACAGGGAUCGCGGAGGUACGCAAAACUACGGUUGCAGAAAACGGUGUCUCGGGAGUUGGGGUCUCCGAGCACAGAGUGUUUCUUCUCGGUGAAAACAGGUGGGAAGACCCAACCAGACUGACGCAUAACAAAAAGACAGCCAGCACCGGCACAGUUGCAUCUACUAAGACUUGCAUCUCCUGUCGAGGCGAAGGCCGCCUCAUGUGCUUAGAAUGUGAUGGAACAGGUGAGCCGAACAUUGAACCGCAGUUCUUGGAGUGGGUCGGUGAAGAUACGAAGUGCCCAUACUGUGAAGGAAUUGGUUCCAUUUUGUGUGAUGUUUGUGAUGGAAAGAAAGUAAUGGCAAGUUAAGUAAGGCUUAGAGCAAGAAUUCCCUGCCUUGUCUGUGUUCGGUUCCCAUCCCACCCUGGUAAGCACGCCUAGGCCAGGCAUCAACGCCAGACAGUUCGAUCUGGGGUCGGAUGCGGCUGCCUAGCGUCGCUCCCCAGGCGAGGGUUGCAGCCAGACACGCUAAUAAUAUCAGCAUGUGUAGAUGCUAGCAAAAUAUUCAGUUUUAUCACAGAACUGGAGAAUGCGUUCAAAUGGCAGUUCGAGUGGACUGCUGUCCCGCAGAAAGCGGAGACAUAAGCAACAGUGUAACACUUUUAUGGUACAAUAGGAGAUGGAAAAAUACGAGGGAAGAAGAGGAUUCCUUUCCCAAAUC